Molecule: messenger RNA, 303 nt
Organism: Miscanthus lutarioriparius
Lineage: Eukaryota; Viridiplantae; Streptophyta; Magnoliopsida; Poales; Poaceae
Source: the annotation of a GenBank genome assembly
AUGCUUUCCGCGGUGCCAAGGCUCGGGCUCCGCGCCCGCGCCCCCGCCCUCCUCCGCGCUCCCGUUCUCUUCCGCGCCCCCGUCACAACCAUCGCCGCCGACCCUACCGCGAAGCCCACCACCACGGUCGCCCCGGACGCCACCACCGCAAACGUCAUCUCCAUGGAGAGGGCAGUCUCCGAAAUCGCUUCCUCACAAGCCGCCAGGUUUGAUGUUCUUCAUAAGGAGACGCUCAGCAUGUCCACACAACUGAAGAAGGUACAGGCCGAUCACGCGAACAAUAUUGCACAGUGUCUGUGGUAG